Molecule: messenger RNA, 4359 nt
Organism: Mizuhopecten yessoensis (Yesso scallop)
Lineage: Eukaryota; Metazoa; Mollusca; Bivalvia; Pectinida; Pectinidae
Product: receptor-type tyrosine-protein phosphatase T-like
Exons: 28
Coding region: 1-3282 (1093 amino acids)
Biological process (GO): protein dephosphorylation
Molecular function (GO): protein tyrosine phosphatase activity
Source: RefSeq, a predicted model, not a curated record
AUGGCUUUGAACGGAAUCGCAACUCAAAGCUCUGAUCAGUCACUCACAAAAUGGAAAGCAGCCGCAGCAUUGGACGAUUGUGUCCGUCAAACAAUUGAAUCUGAUUGUUGUACCCACACAUCAGCUACAGGUAAAACAGAGGCCUGGUGGCAUGUGGAUUUGAAACAGCCACGCACCAUACAGUACAUCCGUAUCUACUACAGAGAUAAAUUUGCUCAAAGAUUUGCUGGAUAUCAACUAUACGUAUCCAAUACAACUGACCGGACACAAGGCAUACUAUUUUAUGAAGACACCAGUAUUAACAAGGAUGACGUGGAGUUGGAUGUGACCUUACCAUCUCCGUAUGUAGCUCGAUACGUUAUCGUUUACAACUACAGACAGAACCCAAAGAGGCAGACCUGGUAUAGCAACACAGCUGUACUUGAGCUGUGUGAAGUUCAGGUGUUCGGAUGUGACAUAGGAACUUAUGGAAGCGGUAAUUGCGAUCAGAUGUGCUCAGAAAACUGCUUUGGUGGCAACUGUGAUGCUUCCAAUGGUCACUGCUUUUAUUGUUCUCCAGAGAAACAUGGCAAUUUCUGUGAACAGGCUUGCUCUGUCAACUGCAAAGACGGCAUUUGUGAAAAAGACUCCGCUCAUUGCACAGGAUGUUUGAAUGGCAAAUAUGGCAGUGAUUGUCAUAAAGAAUGCUCUGAAAGUUGUAAAAUCAAAACAUGCAACGUCAGCAAUGGACACUGUGUAGACUGUGUCCUCGGCAAGCACGGAAACAUGUGUGAAAUAGAUUGCCCUAACAACUGUAAAGACAAAACAUGUCUAAAGGACAAUGGACACUGCAUAGGAUGUGUUCGGGGAAAACAAGGUUUGCAGUGUGCUGAAGAUUGUCCAAGCAACUGCGUGACAUGCAUGCAAGUAGAUGGACAAUGUACAGAAUGUGUUCAGGGUAAAUAUGGUACGGAUUGUGAACAGAAUUGCCAUGACAACUGCAAAGAUAGCCUUUGCACAAAGGAUGAUGGCACUUGUCCUGAAUGUCAGAAUGGAUACCAUGGUAUGGACUGCACACUAGAAUGCGAAUCCAAUUGUAAAUUUUGCCAACAGGUAGACGGUGAUUGUACAGAAUGCUUGGAUGGUUUAUAUGGUGGAAACUGCAGUUUGUCUUGUGUCAAUUGUGAGCGGUGUUCGAGGGAAACUGGAAAGUGCCUAACUUUCUGCAUACCUGGAUACGAAGGAGAAUUUUGUCAAAUGAGCAUAAACUCGCCCCCACAGGAUGAUUUUACUGGGACGACAGUUGGCAUUGUUGUUGGAUUGCUUCUCUUGGUAUCUAGUAUAACCAUUGGCGUUGUGUUCAUAAUCAGGAGACGGAGACAGAACCCUUUGAAGAAAGAAGGUUCAUUUGGUGACCUCGGCAGGCGGGAGGUGUCUCGAUCAUCAAAGCUCAACAAUGGCUAUGAGUCAGAUGAACGCACAUCAGAACAAUUAGCGAACCUCGAUAACGUUUACGUCAAUUCUGGGAAUGUAAACAAAACGACAGACCCAUACGAAGAGGUGUACUGUAAUUCUGGUUCUGAGGGUAUCGCUAUUAGCGACCUGACAUCGUUGGUGAAAACAAAGAUGUUAAACAAAGCAAAAGUGUUUGAAGAUGAAUACAAGUCGCUACCAUUAGGGGACUUGUAUGAACAUAAAGUUGGGAUGAUGACCGAAAACAAACCAAAAAACAGAUUUAAGUCCACGUUUCCAUAUGACCAUUCACGAGUAGUCCUUGACAAACAGGACAAAGAUCCACACUCGGACUACAUUAAUGCAAGCUAUAUCGAUAGUGUCACGCUACCUGCUGAGUAUAUAGCAACACAAGGACCAACAAACAAAACCGUAGAUGAUCUGUGGCGUAUGAUCUGGCAACUGAAAUCUGGCAAAAUCAUAAUGCUUACUAAUCUGUCUGAGGGACCAAAGAAAAAGUGUGUGAAAUACUGGCCUGACGAAGGACAACCGAUGUCUACAAAACAUUUCGAGAUCGUCCUAGACAGAGAAAGGGUCUACGCCUUCUAUGUCAUCCGGGAUAUCAUUCUCACAGAAAAGAAGACCAAAUCAGUGCGACAAGUACACCAGUUUCACUACACCACGUGGCCAGACCACGGAACCCCAAACCCCAACGAACUUGUCGUGUUCCAUCGCCGAGUGAAGCUUUACAAGAAUUCCUUGCCAGGAAAGAUGGUUGUCCAUUGCAGUGCCGGUAUCGGGCGAACAGGAACGUUCAUUGCGCUGGAUGCUUUGUUGGAUUACGGCAAAGAAUCUGGCAUGGUCGACAUAAUAGGUUACAUUAGAACCAUGAGGAAGGACAGGGUCAAUAUGGUUCAAACCAUUGAUCAGUAUAUUGCUCUGCACAACAUCCUGAUUGAGGCGUUUGACAUGCCAGACACCCUUAUACCCAAAGUGGAGUACCAUGCAGCACUGAACAGACUGUCGGAUGAUGUCCCAGUUAACCAAACGAAAUUAUGGCAGGAAUACCAGUUGUUGCAAACUAUGAAGCCAACAUAUACCAAAGUCGACUAUAAAGCAGCACUCCUUCCCGUCAACCGCAACAAGAACAAGGAUCCAAAUGUCUUAGCAGUUGACAAAUUCAGAGCAUACCUGACGUCAUCAUUAUCCGACAGAACAGAUUAUAUCAACGCUGUGGCUGUUCCUUCUUACACGUCUCGAACCGGUUACAUCAUUACCCAGAGUCCUUUAGAUGACACCAACGUCGAUAUUUUGACAAUGAUAAUGGACAACCAGUGUGACACCAUUGUUAUCAUCGAAAAAGACUCCGUCAAAUGGUUGCCAGAGGAAGGAAAAGAUAUCUCAAUUGGAAAAUUCACACUGAAACAUUUAGGAGGCUCUUCAAAUCUGGUCCAUAUUGAUUUGAUAGAAAUUGCGAUCUCAAAUCAGAGUCAUAAAUAUGACACCAAAGUUCGGGUGUUUCGAAUGACUGGUUGGGAUAGAGACGUAUCAGUUCCUCCAGAUUCAUCGGCAGUUCUUCAGCUUCUAGAACUUGUAGACAGCAGACGGAGGUCACAUGACUCGAAAACGACUGUAGUCAUGUGCCGGGACGGAUAUACACAGAGUGGGCUUUUCUGCUGUGUCAGCAAUGCUAGAGACCAGAUGAAGAUUGACGAGGAAGUCGAUAUGUUUCAGAUUUCUCGACAGGUUCUUGUCAGACGUCCGGAAUGCAUCACAAGUGUUGACCAGUACAAGUGUUGUUACAACCUGGUCAAAGAGUACCUGGACACCACAGACGUGUAUGUCAACUGACAGAGGACUAAUACCAGUAUAAUACAAACUGAUCAGUGACUACCUGGAACGCAGAAGUGUAAAUGGUAUACAAACUAAUCAAGAAUUAAAAGGAGAGUGCAUUUAUUGGUUUUGCCUGUUGGCCAAAUCCUUUCGUAUCCGAAAAAAACCCGUUGAUAUUGAUUUAAACAUAUUUUAUUUGUCAUUCAACAAAAAGGAUUAGGCACAAGUAAUCUCAACUUAGAAACGCCCUCUCCGUUGAUAUGCAUAUGGAUUAAAACUGUAGGAGUAAACCAGUACUAUUAACACGUGUUAAAGACUUACAUAGACGAAGUUCCAGGACCAGUAGGGCUGCUACAUGAUAAUCAAGGAGAUUUAUAGUAUUUAAUGUGUACAUGCUGUACAGUUCAGAGAUAGGUAAAACUUAGUACACAUAGUUGUUGAAGUAGAUCUGUCUGCAUCUACAUGCAACUGAUACAGUUGACGACCUGUGUGAUUGUUUUGGUGACGUAUUCUUACGUUUUCCCUGAUCCCUAAACACGAGACAAUUAUUUAAAGUACUGAAUUUCAGCGGAAUCCCGUCUUAGAAGAUUUCUAGGGAUUGGUAAACUAUAGAUCAUUUUGUACAAUGAGUAUCCUUUCGCAGGAGGAGUUUAAUUGGUUCUCUUACGUUCAUUUAACAAUGCCUUCAAACUUUUCCUCAUUUGUGCUUAAAAAAAUGUUUUCCUGAUACGAUAUUUUUGGAAAAACUAUUAUCAUGAGCCUUCUUUCAAACAAGUAACUAAACGUAAUGAAUAUGUCAGUACAAUGCGGAUGAAUUUUUGUACCUGUCUUGGAAGUUGCAACAAUUGCUUUUCACAUGCAUACGUUAAUGUAAAUCACAAAUAAAUUGUAUUAUUGAUGUUAAUGCCUAAUACAUGAUUUGCUUUUAUCAAUCGCAAAUAUGUUGUUACACAAUAGUGUAAUGCCAUGCCAGAUAGUACAGAGAAUAUUACACACGAUAUUCUUUAAAAAAUGCAUGACCUAAUGAGAUAUAUCCACUACUCGUUAUUACUUCCAUCACUCCUAAACUAUUAUUAUUGUUGAUAUUUUAUAUUU